AUACACAACGCGCAUUCCAUUCAUAUUUAUUGUAUUUGUCAAAUUGAACUUCCAUCCUUUAAAUUAAAGAAAAAAAAAACAUAUUAUAUUUUAUAAAUGAUCAUACUUUUUUUAACUUGAAAAGGCUUCAAUCCAAUUUGAAAUAAAUCUACACAUUGUUGCAUAUAUAAAAAUAAAUUUAAAAUGUGCAGCCCAUAUUCUGUGGACAUAAGACCAAGGCGUCUACCAGCUGAAAUCAAGCAAAUUGAAGAAUCAUCAAGUGAUCAUGGUAUUCGCUGUUAUAUUCAAAAUGAUUCAUAUGAAUCUUUAGAAGCAAUUGUUCCAGGACCAAAAGAGACUCCAUAUGAAGAGAUUCAGUUUAAAAUUGCAAUGGAAUUUGAUGAACACUAUCCCUUUCGACCACCUAGUGCAAAGUUCCUUACACCCGUAUAUCAUCCGAACAUAGAUACAGAUGGUAAAAUUUGUUUGGAUGUCUUGCGAAUGCCACCUGGGGGCUCAUACAAUCCAGCGAUCACACUCGAAUCAAUUUUGCUCUCAAUUCAACUACUCUUAGCAAGUCCAAAUAAUGAUGACCCAUUGCGUUACGAUGUGUCAGACGAAUAUCGAUACAACCGCGAGCUUUUCAAUAAAAAUGCCAAGAAACUUUCUGGUUUUGAAAAACCUGAGGUUGGAAAUAAUAAUAAGAGAUUGAAAACCGACGACGAUGAAAUUCCUAAAUGCGACAACAUACAAACUCUGGCAUCAAUAGAUGAGGAGGACGAGACCGUCAACAACACAGCAGAACCAAAACCAAAUACAUCGAAUGAGAAUGAGACCGAAAUUGAGACGGCCGCUGAACUGGUUUCAGUUAUUACUCCGCAGAAAAAUCGUAAACGAAAACACGAUGAAACAUAAAAAAAUAACAAUACUUAUAAUAUCUUUCAAGACACAACUUCCACACAUGGCCGAAAAUUUAUAAUGAAACCAUUUUCGCACAGAUUAUUAGAUAUGAAUUUGUAUUUAUUUAGAUUUUUUGACUAUUAAAGUAUUAGCAUUGUUUUUUUUUUUACCUUUUAAUUACUCCUGCAAAAAUAUUUUUUUCACGCUCGAACAAAGUCCUUCAAAUCACUCACAAAAUGAGGCUCAGUUUUAUUUGUAUUCGAUAAUCGUAAUUUAUGAAUAUAUAUCUGGAAUAUCUAAAAAGCCAGUUUUAUUGUAAGAUAAUUUUAGCAUUUUUAAAAAACGAGAAAUCAAAAUGCAUUUUCGUAUACAUUUUUAAUUUGCAAAAGCGAUAAAAAAUUGUUCCACCAUAUUUUGUAAGUCUAACCAGUAAGCACUGCUUACUGGUAAGCACAUUGCCAUAACAAUUAUUCGAAGAGAGACUUCAAAUUCGAAGACCGUUGUAGCGGUUAUCAAAAGAGUUAGCUGAUAAUUUAACAAAAAAAAAAAAAACAA
This is a messenger RNA of Contarinia nasturtii (swede midge), 1434 nucleotides long. RefSeq names its product ubiquitin-conjugating enzyme E2 T-like. The transcript is spliced from 3 exons. Bases 184 to 894 code for a protein of 236 amino acids. NCBI's taxonomy places the organism in Eukaryota, Metazoa, Arthropoda, Insecta, Diptera, Cecidomyiidae. The record is from RefSeq and is a predicted model, not a curated record.